Molecule: messenger RNA, 4361 nt
Organism: Drosophila busckii
Lineage: Eukaryota; Metazoa; Arthropoda; Insecta; Diptera; Drosophilidae
Gene: Uba1
Product: ubiquitin-like modifier-activating enzyme 1
Exons: 4
Coding region: 258-3791 (1177 amino acids)
Biological process (GO): protein sumoylation
Cellular component (GO): cytoplasm; SUMO activating enzyme complex
Molecular function (GO): SUMO activating enzyme activity
Source: RefSeq, a predicted model, not a curated record
AUGUUAAACUACAUACAAUUUGCAAUAACUUUAAACAUUUGCUGCUUGUUACAAUUGCUAUUUGUUGGUCGCUUAAGUGCAAAGUGUGUGAUAUUGUUAAACAGCGUUGUGCAGUGUAUUUGUGCAGUGAAUUCAAGGACACGCUCUUAAGAAGAGCAUUAUAAAGAAACAAGAGAUCACAGUCGCCGGACCCCCAUACUCGUGCAUAUAAACGACACGCUAUAUUAGGAAAUUAGGCAUAAACAACAAGCAGCAGCAUGUCCGACACGGCGUCUUCCUGCACCAGGACAAGGACAACCGGCACAGAAGCACCUCUAUGUAAACGCCGCAAAUUAGAGGAAGCCGGCGCCGAUGGGGAUGCCGGUGGAGCCUCAAUGGAACAAGAGCCAUCAAGCAUCAGCAGUAGCAGCAGCAGCAACAGCAACAACAACCACGAAAAUCACGGCAAAGAAGACGACGUUGACAUGUCGAGCGAGACAACUAGUUGUGCCAUUAAUGCCGCCGAAGUAUCGUCGUCCACUUCCGACUUGUCAAAGAAUACGACUGCCGGUGGCAUUAGCUCGUCAGCAGUGCAUAAGGAAAGUAGUGGAAUUAACAACUGUGCGUCGUCGUCGUCCACGUCCUUGUCGAACGUUAACGUUAAUUCAACUGUCAGCUCCACAAACUCCAACGUUAGCUCCACGAACAGCUCGAAUAUCUGCGGCAGAAAUAACAAUAACAACAACAACAGCAAUAAUAAUAGCAACAACAACAGUGCAGUGAUGGCUGCCAACAGCAAUAGCGGCGCCGCUGCCGGUGGUGAUAUAGACGAAUCGCUGUAUUCGCGCCAACUGUAUGUGCUUGGACAUGAUGCGAUGCGUCGCAUGGCCAAUUCGGACAUUUUGCUUUGCGGAUUGGGCGGCCUGGGUCUGGAGAUAGCCAAGAAUGUCAUUUUGGGCGGCGUUAAAUCGAUCACCCUGCAUGACACAGCAACUUGUACGCUCAACGACUUGGCCUCGCAGUUCUAUUUGACCCAAGCAGACGUUGGCAAAAAUCGUGCGGAGGCCUCCUGCGCCCAAUUGGCGGAGCUCAACAGCUAUGUGCGCACCAUUUCCCACACCGCUCCACUUACGGAGGACUUUAUGCGUCAGUUCCGUGUCAUUGUGCUGACCAAUUCAUCUGCUGCGGAGCAGGCUUCGAUUGCCAAGUUUGCACAUGAGCAGGACAUUGCCUUGAUCAUAGCCGAGACGCGUGGUCUCUUCGCUAAAGUGUUUUGUGAUUUUGGCGACAAGUUCACCGUUUACGAUCAGGAUGGUGCUCAGCCCAUAUCCACCAUGAUUGCCAGCAUAACACACGAUGCUCAGGGCGUGGUUACUUGCUUGGAUGAGACACGUCAUGGCUUCAGCGAUGGCGACCAUGUCACCUUCUCGGAGGUGCAGGGCAUGCAAGAGCUGAAUGGCUGCCAGCCCAUCAAGAUCAAUGUGCUGGGUCCUUACACCUUCAGCAUUGGCGACACUAGCAAAUUCGGUGCCUACAAGUCUGGUGGCGUGGCCACGCAGGUGAAGAUGCCCAAGACCAUAAGCUUCAAGCCGCUGGAGCAGGCAGAGAAGGAGCCUGAGUUUUUGGUCUCGGACUUUGCCAAGCUGGACGCACCAGCUACGCUGCAUGUGGCAUUCAGCCAGCUGGACAGCUAUGUGGCAGCCAACAGCAAAUUGCCGCGCCCCUGGAACAGCGCUGAUGCUGAAAAGUUUUUGGAACUUUGCAAGGCCGCGAAGAGCGAUGUGGAUGAGCAGCUGGUGCUGCAGUUUGCCAAAAUAUGUGCUGGCAACACUUGCCCCAUGGACGCUGCCGUUGGCGGCAUUGUGGCGCAGGAAGUGCUCAAGGCCUGCAGCGGCAAGUUCACGCCCAUACAUCAGUGGUUCUAUUUCGAUGCGCUCGAGUGUUUGCCCGAGGAGGGCGUCACUGAGGAGGAGGCAGCGCCUACGGGCUCGCGUUAUGAUGCACAGGUUGCCAUAUUUGGACGCAAGUUCCAAGAGAAAUUAGCUGCAGCCAAGUGGUUUAUUGUUGGCGCUGGCGCCAUUGGCUGCGAGUUGCUGAAGAACUUUGGCAUGCUUGGCUUGGGCACGGGCGCAGGUCAGAUCUACGUCACCGAUAUGGAUCUCAUUGAGAAAUCGAAUCUGAAUCGUCAGUUCCUGUUCCGUCCGCACGAUGUGCAGAAGCCCAAGGCAUUGACUGCCGCCGCUGCCAUCAAGCGCAUGAACCCGGACGUUAAGGUGACUGCCUAUGAGCUACGUGUGGGCGCCGAGACCGAAAAGGUCUUCUCCGAGAACUUCUUUGGCCAGCUGCAUGGUGUGGCCAACGCGCUGGACAAUGUCGAUGCUCGCAUCUACAUGGAUCGCAAGUGCAUUUUCAAUCGCAUACCGCUGGUGGAGACUGGCACUCUGGGUACUUUGGGCAACGUGCAGGUCAUUGUGCCAUUUGCCACCGAGUCGUAUAGCUCGUCGCAGGAUCCUCCAGAGAAGAGCAUACCCAUCUGUACGCUCAAGAACUUUCCCAAUGCCAUUGAGCACACGCUGCAAUGGGCACGUGACGCCUUCGAGGGCGUCUUCAAGCAAUCCGCCGAAAAUGCAGCUCAAUACAUCUCCGAUCCGCAGUUCACCGAGCGCAUUAUCAAGCUGCCUGGCAUUCAGCCACUGGAGAUUCUCGACUCCAUUAAGAAAGCCUUGAUCGAUGACAAGCCCAAGAGCUUUGCCGAUUGCGUGGAAUGGGCGCGUCUGCACUGGGAGGAUCAGUAUGCAAAUCAAAUCAAACAAUUGUUAUUCAAUUUCCCACCGAAUCAGGUGACCUCAAGCGGCCAGCCCUUCUGGUCGGGACCCAAACGUUGUCCCGAUCCGCUUGUCUUCGAUGUCAACGAACCAAUGCAUUUGGACUAUAUCUAUGCCGGUGCCAAUCUGCGUGCCGAGGUCUAUGGCAUACCACAAGUGCGUGAUCGUCAGCAGGUUGCUGAGAUGGUGCAGCAAGUCAAGGUGCCCGAAUUUAAGCCACGCUCUGGUGUUAAGAUUGAAACGAAUGAGGCAGCCGCUGCUGCAGCAGCUAAUAGCUAUGAUGAUGGCGAGGUGGAUCAGGAUCGUGUGGACAAGAUUAUUACAGAGCUGAUUAAGACAGCCGGCAGCCACUCGAAGAUAACACCGCUGGAGUUUGAAAAGGAUGACGAUAACAAUCUGCACAUGGACUUUAUUGUGGCCUGCUCGAAUCUGCGUGCCACCAACUAUAAGAUCACACCAGCCGAUCGCCACAAGUCCAAGCUAAUUGCUGGCAAGAUCAUACCAGCUAUAGCCACCACCACAUCGGUGCUGUCUGGCCUGGCCGUGCUGGAGGUCAUCAAGCUUAUUGCUGGCCACAGUGACUUGGCCAAGUUCAAGAAUGGCUUUGCCAAUUUGGCGCUGCCAUUUAUUGCAUUUUCGGAACCGUUGCCGGCACCCAAGAAGACUUACUACGAGAAGGAGUGGACACUGUGGGAUCGCUUUGAGGUCAAUGGGGAAAUGUCGCUGCAGGAGUUCCUCAACUACUUCGAUGAGAAGGAGAAAUUGAAGAUAACCAUGUUGUCGCAGGGCGUCUCCAUGCUGUACUCGUUCUUCAUGCCCAAGGCCAAGUGCUCCGAGCGCUUGCCGCUGCCCAUGAGCGAGGUGGUGCGUCGCGUGUCCAAGCGACGCAUCGAGUCGCAUGAGCGUUCAUUGGUAUUCGAGAUAUGCUGCAACGAUACGGACGGCGAGGAUGUGGAGGUGCCCUAUGUGCGUUAUACGCUACCCUAAGCCGUUCGAGCUCGUCGCGCUCUAAUCUUAAUUUUAACAGUUAAAUUAUUAUUUAAACAAAUCAAAAAAAUAUUUUGUCGCUUUAGGCGCUUGGAAAAAUUUAACAGUGUGAAAUGUUUGCAUUUUUAACAACACAAACACUUAAAAACAAAAGAAAAAACACCACUAAACAAAAGAGAGACCACAGAGGAGAAAACCACACUAAACAACACCAACUAACUGAUAUACAACAAAACAAGAAAAUUUAUAUUAUUAAAUAUGUAUGUGUAAUCCUUUAAGGCAAGGCAAAUGAAUUCGCAUUACACGAAAAAAAAAGAAAAUAUUAAGACUCGACUUUACUAAACAAAUGUCUGCUCAGCAUAGUUUUAACUAAAAAAUAACCAUUGUCAUGCAUUGCAAAUUCGAAAUCGAAUUCGUUUCUAAAAUUGUUCUCUUAUAUGUUUAUUACUUACUGCGCGCCCAAAACCGCCCCGCCCUAUUUUGAUAUGAAAUUAAAAUUAAAUAAUGUAUUGAAAAGCAAAGGCGUUACAAUUGAAUAAAGCUGUAUAAUUCAUUUGGUAAAAAGUCAAA